This is a messenger RNA of Cladophialophora yegresii CBS 114405, 966 nucleotides long. RefSeq lists its product as uncharacterized. The transcript has 2 exons. Gene Ontology annotation, cellular component: COP9 signalosome. NCBI's taxonomy places the organism in Eukaryota, Fungi, Ascomycota, Eurotiomycetes, Chaetothyriales, Herpotrichiellaceae. Bases 1 to 966 code for a protein of 321 amino acids. The record is from RefSeq and is a predicted model, not a curated record.
AUGGAUCAAGUUCAGGCAAAAGCUUUGGCAGCGAUACAGCCUGUCAUCUACCAAAUCACGACCAGCAAGAAUGCCACACCACGCUUCGUCGCCGAGUUGAUCAAGGGCGUCAUCUCUGACCGCGGAGCAUAUAUAUUCACAGAGUUGCUUCAACUGCCCACUGUACAAGCCCUGAGGGGCACAGAAUUUGAGCCCUGGUUGACACUGUUGGAGAUAUUCAGCUGGGGCACGUACCAGGAAUACAAAGCCAACCCGUUGCUUCCCCAGUUAGACGUCCACCAAACACUCAAACUCCGCCAACUCACCCUCCUCACGCUCGCCUCCCCCUUCUCACCACCGACGCCAAAUAACACCACCACCAACAAUAACCUAACUUACGCCGCCCUCUUGUCCCGCCUCCAGCUCAGCAGCCCCGAAGAGCUAGAGAGCCUGAUAACCGCCUCCAUCGACUGCAACCUCCUCACCGCCCGCCUCUACCCUACCUCGUCCCCAUCAGCCGUUCACAUCAUCUCGGUCGCCCCUCUCCGCGAUCUCCGCCCACAAUCUCUCACGACUCUCCUCCAAAUCCUGCAGACAUGGGAAUCACGCUGCGUCUCUGUGGUCUCCGACCUCGAGGCCCAGAUCGCUACGAUACGCAAUACCGCCCAACAACGUGCGUUGAAGGAGAAGAAACGCCAGGAUCUUGUUGACUCACUAGUCCUGAGCACUGACAGGCCCUCAAAUGACAACGGCGUUUCUGAAGGACGAGCAAUCAGGGCACCUGGACAGAAGUUGGGCAGCAAGCGGGACUUGGACCAGCAUAUCGAGGGAGAAGACGAUGACUACGAGGAGGAAUACGAGGGAAUGGAUCUAGAUGAGGGGAUAAGUGAAAGUGCUGGGUUCCCUGGUGGUGGAAGCGGCAGUGGAGGUCGAGGAGGAGGGUUGUCGCGGGGCGCAAAGAGGAAUCGCGGACGGGGGUCAAAAUGA